Molecule: messenger RNA, 1671 nt
Organism: Entamoeba invadens IP1
Lineage: Eukaryota; Evosea; Mastigamoebida; Endamoebidae
Exons: 1
Coding region: 1-1671 (556 amino acids)
Source: RefSeq, a predicted model, not a curated record
AUGGAUGUUCCAAAAGCAUACAUAGAAUUAACACCAAACAUAUAUUACAACUCCUUUGACCAUUGUUCCUACUUUAUAACACCACAGAACAAUUUUACACAAAAUCGCUUUAAUGCUAUAGACUCAACUACGACACCAAACCACCACAUUUACAUCAUCUCAUCAACACCUAUGCCUUUGCUUAGGUAUUCUUUGCCACAACUUCCACUCACACUAACUCAAUUUUUCAAAGAAAAUCUUCCAACAGAAAAUAUAAUGCUCAACAUCACAAGACAAUUAAUCGACUCAAUCAACAUUUUACACCUCAACAAAGUGUAUCACGGCAAUUUGACACCCGACACGGUUUACAUUUCAAAAAGCACUUUUCAACUUGGGUUGGUGCUUUUCCAUUUUCCUGUUGUCACAAUACAACACGACGAAAUCCUUACUUCAAGGCAGUAUGAUGUUACAGACAAUCCUGAUUCAUUUUACUUCCAAAAGGACAUUACCGCGAUUCCUAUGAUACUCCUUGCUCCUUUUGGAUAUUCAAAAAAUUCACCAACGGCCUUUACUUCCUCAAGAAAAUUGGCACGAAAGUGUUCGGAGAUGUUGGAUAAUGUCAUUGACAUCUUCUUUACAUCACCAACACCACUUUUAACAUCAAAACAGUUGCUCCAACAAUUUCCAGACUCGUUGUAUGUCUCAAUUAAAACAUCGCCCCACCUCUUUUUUCCAACGUAUUUACAAGCAAAAUACAACACUAAAAACGAGUGUGACGUUUUGUUCUACUCGACUAAUAUCUUCCCACAUCUGUUUGUACCAACACUUCCUGACAGUGUUUUGUCAACGCGAUUUGUCACCCCCAAUUUUGAACACACCACACUCACUGUGUACAAAACGUCGUUACCAAAAUUCUCAAUCAUCGGAGCGAACUUCUUUGUGAAACUCCCGAAGAACCAAUUUCGCGCUUGUGCACUCGCGCAAUUGCUCUUCCUUUUUUUGAACCCAUCAAACACUUUUAAACACAUCACUUUCAGUUCUAUUGAUCUUGCACUCUUUUUGGGAGAACCCACAGAGACCGCGUUAAACAAGAAGGAGCUCCAAAUACCACUAAAUCCACUCAAAGGUUUUGAAAAGGAAUUACCCGGUGGUAUGGAGUCAUUCCGAAAAAGGCGACAGUUUCUUUGUGGUCGUCUGCAUGUUGUUGUAGCUCCACAAAACCAAACAACCUACAGUGUCAAAUUUUUGUUACAAGUCUGCGCGAAAUUACGAGCGUUAGGUAUUGUAGUGGAAUGCAAAACUAAUUUGGUUUCAUUGGGUGAAACGGUGCUCUCGACAAAGAAAAUAGUAUUUGUGUCUUCCACAUCAACGCGUGUCUGUGGUGUUGUUAUCGAAGAAAAUGCAACGGAGUCUGCAAUCAAAAAUGUCAUCCAAAAAAAGUUUGGCUGCGAGAAGAUAUUUUCAAGUCACUUAAAACAUGAGAAACAGUGUUACUCGGAGUUCUCCAAUUUUAAAGAACUCUGUGGGGUGUUGAAAGGAGACGAGAAACUUUGGAAAACUAAUGCGGAGAUUGUUUGGGCAAAGAGUGUGUUCGAGUGCACACGAGAUCUAUUUUCCCAAAAGACUCGACUGCAGAGGAUUGGCGAGAACAUCAAGGGUGGGCUCUGUAGCGUUUUUCCUUCUCAGAAGUAA